This is a messenger RNA of Penicillium macrosclerotiorum, 5769 nucleotides long. RefSeq names its product Ankyrin repeat-containing protein. The transcript has 2 exons. Bases 1 to 5769 code for a protein of 1922 amino acids. Lineage: Eukaryota; Fungi; Ascomycota; Eurotiomycetes; Eurotiales; Aspergillaceae. The record is from RefSeq and is a predicted model, not a curated record. Gene Ontology annotation, molecular function: protein binding.
AUGAGGUGUUUAAAGCCUCCAUUUGGUCUGCCCGCAAACGAAGCCACCAAACCGGAUAUCGGACCGACUUACUUGCUAUCUACUUCGGGGGAGUUUCAACGUAGCCUGAGCUGCCGUGCUCCUGACACCACCGAAUGGAUUCUUGAUGCGCCAGAAUAUACGACCUGGCAUUAUGAUAUCGCCAGAAGCGUAUUAAACAUCCAUGGGCCGUCAGGCACCGGCAAAAGUGUCCUUGCUGCAUCGAUCGUGGAUCACCUUCAGAGGGCUGAACCAGAUGUUCCCUCAUUUCAAUACUUCUGUCCUCAAGAACCUCUCAAAUAUUCAACCCAAAAUCAAUCACAACAGAGCUUAUCAUCAUCUCUCCUUAUAAGUUGGCUGGCCCAAGCUUUUGAGUGGAGCUCGGAUCUGAAGGGCAAGGUCGACGUUCUAGAAGAGAAACACCGUCCUUCCCGGCGCGAAAAAUGGUCCUGGAAUAGUCUACGGAGCGUAGCUCUCAACAAAUUAUGGGACCUUCUGGUCGAUACAAUCAAAGACUUACCAAAGAUUUAUUGCGUUAUCGAUGGGGUGGACGCCUUCCAAGAUCCCGAGGACGCAGAUUUCCUACAACAGAUACUCGGCUUGCAAGAAGCUUGCGUUGGGAAUAUGAAACUUAUUCUUACUAGUCGAAACGCCGCAGUUCUCGAAAAUACCAUCAAUGUCAGCAUGGUGAAUGAGAACGUGUUGCAAGAUGUUCGCGCAUUUGUUGAUGGACAACUCGAGUCAUUCCAAGUGUCCAAGGACAUCAAAUCUCUGAUUAAAAACAAACUCAUGGGGAGAUCAUUCAUAUACACCCAUCUUGCCUUGCUCAUCCUCAAAAGCGAAAGCGAUCCAGUAGCCAUUCACCAGUCACUGGUCGGCCUAAGUCCGAACUUAUAUGGUCUAUACGACCACAUAUUGAAGGCUGGCACUUCUGGCCCGCUGCCCCUCCAAGAUUACCGCAGAACUGUUUUGACCUUGGUGAUAUAUGCUGGGCGUCGAUUACGUCGUCUCGAGAUCACUCGUGCUCUCGAAGUGCAGUUUGGACCCGAAGCCAAGGAUCAGGAGCUAAUCAAGUCCUCUUUCGGGCCACUAUUGAAAUUCUUGGCAGAUGAUACCUUCUCACUGAUUCAUGAGUCCUUCAUUGAGUUUAUUCAUGACAAGAAUCGAAGCUUGGAAAGUCAGGCCAUUCUUCCCAUCAUCUCGGCGGCGAAUGCACACGAAAACUUGAGCAGUAUAUGUUUUCGCACCUUGAUAGGAGAUCACUUCAAUGGUAAACGAUUGGAUAAUCUUGAGGUGAUGCCACAUAAGCUCUGGAGAACGGCUACGAAGUGCAUGCCCUUCCUAGAUUAUGCCGCAUCCAAUUGGUUUCUUCAUGCCAGGGAGCUUUCUGAGAUCACAGGCGAUUUCAAAAGCCUACUGCUGGAAGGAAUGCGAGAGAGAAGAGAUUGCAUAGCCGUCUGGAUGAAGGAAGUUUGCAGACCCUCGGAUGAUUCGCUGUCAUCAUUCGGUCUCAUUCACGUUGCAGGAUGGUCUGGAAGUGUAUCUAUGAUUGGACUCGCCAUGGAACAAGGCUCCUCUUGCGAUACUACCAUGUCGGACGGCACAUCGGCCUUGGCCAUCGCUGCACAACAUGGUCAUUACGAGGUGGUCAAGUUUCUGCUUGAAAAUGGUGCAAGUUCAGACCCAAUCAAUCGAGACGGUAAAAGUCCACUUGACUACGCAGCCAGCCAUAAUCAUGUCCAGAUUGUACUACUUCUGGUCCAGGCUGGUGCACUGGUGAAUUGGGUACCGAAUAGCGAGCUAAAUAUGAAACCUCGUGAUGGAAGGAUCGAACGUCGCAAAUCAGCAUUUUCCCAGGCUUUCUUUUCCAAUGCCAUGGAGGUCGCUGAACAGCUUAUCUUGCUCGUGACCAAUGAGAGAGAGAUAGAUGAUGCUCUUGACCACGCUGCAUCCUACGGAAAGACAGAUUGGGUCAAGCUGCUUUUGACUUCGCCCCUGGCGAAUGUCAAUGGCAGAUCUUCCGAUACCCCAUUGUUCCGUGCUGGUCUCGAUCACCACUUGGAAACCAUGAAGUUGCUCCUGAGAAGGGGCGCAGACCCAAAUAAAGGGUCAGUAGGUCUACGUUCGCAUGGUUGUGUUAUGGUACCUCAUUCGCCUGAUGAUGCUCCCUCUUUUCCGCUCCAUGCUAUCGCUGGAUUUCAAACCGGUGGCGAAUCUAGCUGGGGCACUGCAGACGCGGCAAGACUUCAAAGAGCACGAGAAUGCUGCCAAGUGUUGAUUGACGCAGGCGCCAAUGUCAAUGCCCAGGGUCUCCGUGGGAACACGUCUCUGCACAUAAGUGCUUCAAAAAACCUCUCUUCCGUAGUGGAACUUCUCUUGGAAAACGGCGCAGAUCCUUCCAUACUGAAUGAUGAGGGAAAAACCACGCUAUGUAUGAUCAAAGCAUCCAAAGAAUCGAUUCCCUUGAUGGAGACACUGAUCAAAUGCGGGUUGAAAUUGGAUGAAGCACACGAGGUUAGCGGGAAAGUUCCGUUUCAUUCGAUUCUCGAAUCUCGAGGUCCUUCGGAACAAUCAAACGCAUCGUGGCUAUCGCCGUUUGUGAGGAAUUGGAAUGCACAGGAUAGGGACGGCAACAUACUCUUGCAUCAUAAGAUGGCACCUCGUUAUAGGAGCAAUGCAGAGCUUAUUGCGGAGCUGAUGAAACUGGGUGCUGACCCGCGGCGGAAAAACAACCUUGGCGAAGGGCCGAUGCAUAUCCUUGCCAAGAACUGGUCUUCAUUUUCGGUGGAAGAUGCACAAGCGAUUUUCAGGCUAUUUUUGGAUGCUGGCGUAGAUAUGGGAGCAAGUGACGUGGAAGGUCGCAUCCCUCUGCUCCAUCUGGUUGCCGGGAUGCAAGAUGGGCAUAACGCUGAUCAGAUUCCAAACUUCAUUCGGGAGUUUGGAGCCAACGUCAAAGCUGUCGACAAUGACCUCAAUGGCGUGUUGCAUUUGUUUCUCCAAGGGGAGCCUUCGGAAAGCGUGUUUUUCGAAUUGCUAGAAUUGGGAGCAGAUCCUUUACUGGUUAAUGCGGCGGGUGAAAAUACGAUGCACAUUCUGAUGAGAUCCAAGUCGGCAAAGAAAGCCGCUAUACCGAUCAAGAUAAUCAAAUGGCUUUCGCGAGAUGGUGUUUCUAGCACAUAUCAAGAUCAGCACGGAAACACUCCACUACAUGUGCUGUGCCUGACGGACUUGAGGCUCAUUCCAGGCAAAGGGCCCGAUAGCCCUGCACUCGAUGUAUUGCUCGAUUUAGAUGACAGAAAGGCGAUUCAUAUGAGAAACAACCAGGGUUUACUACCAAUACACCUUGCUGGAGCUAAAAAAGAAGUCCUUCUCAUGAAACUCAUCUCAAAGGGCGCCUCGUCAACCAUCCAAACGGAUCGCAGACAGAAUCUUCUCCACAUCGCCGCCUCGGCGUGCAAAGCGAACAAUGUUGGCUUUCUUUUGGACCAUUAUAGAGAGUUAGAAUACCUUGAUACAUUUUUGAACCAAGAAGAUGAGAACGGAUGUACCCCGUUACAUGCUGCCUGCAAAGCUAUCUCCCAAGAAAGCGUUUCCGUGUUGAUGGAAGCCGGCGCAAGCCUUGACAUUCAAGAUCAUUUAGGCCAGACGCCACUGGUGCUAUCACGUCAACUACUCGAAGAUAUCUUGAAAAGUGGACCUAAAUCGAAUACGCCAUCUCAGAAAGGUCCUCUGUUCCUACAUACUGGGGAUAAGCGAGCUGGUCAACUAAUGGAGAUAAUAUGUCUUCUUGAACAAGCUCUAGGUCAUUCACCCUCCUUUAGAGGUGACCAUGCACUUGAUCUGAAUGUUCCCUUCUUUCGCCUCAAAAUCCAGUACGAGAUUGCCCUCAACAAAGGAGAUUACGGAGCUUUCAAGAAAAGUAUCAAUGCAGGGGCUGACUUUGGCCCGGUCACACAGAAACAGACCGAGGACUUGCUUUCCAUGUUAAUUCACGGGAGGUACAGUUUCCUGUUCAGUAUAAUUGCACAUUCACUUCAGGAUCCUAGCUGGGUCAAGGGGUCCAAAAUUGUGAGUCCAUAUCUGGCUAUUGCUGCUCGCGAAGAUGCGCCCAACAUGCCAAUUCUCCGCUUGUUAGUGGAAAAAUUUGGCGCUGACGUGAAUGCUACCUACAAAUCUCCUAACUCAUGGGAGAAAUGGGAGAAAGGGAUACUCCAUAUCCUUGCCACAGGCCAGUAUUGGUGGCAAAAGUGGGCAAUGGAGUAUCUUCUAGCAAGAGGUGCUAAUCCGGAUAUGAAAGAUAGCAAUGGCAGAACACCAUUGCACGUGGCCAUAAAAUGCUCACAAAAUGGAUCUUUCAUGAGCAAAUACAUGAUUCAAGCCUUGCUCAAAAACGGCGCCGACCCAAACCAAACAGAUAAAAAUGGUAUUGCACCCUUGGACAUGAAAAUUUCAGACUCUGAAAUAAGUCAUCUGCUGGUUCAGCAUGAGGGGAAACCCAGUCGUCCCGAUCGUUCGGCGGCUCUUCUAGCCGCCAUUGGGAGGGAAGAUAUGCGAGAAAUUCAAGAAAUUCUGGCGACUGGACAAGACUGCAAUGUGCUCCCACCCGAGAAACAAAAGGAGUCAGGCACGCAUAAGAAGGGAUUAUUCUCAUCUGAAGUCCCGCGACUCUACCCUCUUGAACGUGCAUUGAUGUUUCACGAGGUUUCCGAUCCUCAGAAACACAUUCCGAUCAUCAAGGUUCUUUUAGAGCAUGGUGCCGACCCUCUUCAAAUCAAGAAUCAAUACCAGCAGGAUGAAGGGGAAGUGACAAUCCUCCACAGCGUGAUACAAAGUGGGCAUCAUAUUGAAGUCUACGAUUACUUUCUUGGGCGGGAAGGGAUAGACCUUGAAUCACAGGACCCUCAAGGAAACACUCUCUUUCUUGCAGCUUGCAAGCAUCGAAAGUCGGGACUUAGAGCAGCUGCACCGGGAGAGAAGAUGCGAUGCAUGGAUAUGUAUGAGAGGGGAGCCAAUAUUCGCGCCGUAAACAAGCACGGGGAAAAUGUGCUUCAUUGUUUGAUGGCACGAGAUAUCGAUGGCUAUUCUGAGGCAGUUAAAAGGGAGACUCUUUCUUUUUUCGCGCGUGAAUGCCCCGAGCUCGUCAAUCAGCGUAACGAAAAAGGGUUCACGCCGUUUCACCUGACUCCAAGAAGACAGCGAGAAUGGGCAUGGGAGAUUCUCCUAGAAGCCGGUGCAGACCCCCUUACAACACCACCUGAUGGAGUAACGGCUCUUCAUAAAGCUGUCGUUAUCUAUUCAAAUUGGUUCAAAUGGUUUAGUAAACUACACACCAUGGGCAUUGACGUGAACUCGCAGGAUCAAAAUGGUGAGACCCCCAUUUUCUGGUGGGCGAGAACCGCUCAGGUUAUUCUGGAUGAAGAGAACCAAGAUCCCCGUCACCGAAAAUCCGAAGCGGAAAUAGAACAAGCAGUUCAAGAUACAAUUCAGUACUUCAAAAAAGUUGGCUGUGAUUUUCAUCUAGUGAACAAGCGUGGGGAAAAUUUACUCCAUAUCGUUGCUCUGAGGGAUCUUGCUUGGGAAUCUCGGUGGAAUUCAUCUGUGGCGGUCCUAAAUUUGGCGGUGUUCAAGACAUUUGUUGGCAAUGGCUUAGACCCUCUGGAUCAGAACGAGCAGGGCUGGUCUGCGUUGGAUGCGGCCAUCUCCAAAGGGAAUGAGAAUUUAGGAGAAUGGUACGGGAAGAUGAGGAAAUGA